Lathyrus sativus (Indian pea) is the source of this 411-nucleotide messenger RNA. The record is from the annotation of a GenBank genome assembly. Lineage: Eukaryota; Viridiplantae; Streptophyta; Magnoliopsida; Fabales; Fabaceae.
AUGGCCAGAGGACUUGUUGAAGUGAUGCUUGAGACUCACCAUAGCUUAUGCACUUGGCACUUAUUGCAAAAUGUAAUUAAACACCUUGGAAACCUGAUGAAAGGAGGAAGUUAUUUUUUAAGAGAUUUUAAAAAAUGCAUGUAUGAUAUUGACAUUGAAGCAGAUUUUGAAACAACUUGGAUCAACUUAAUCAACGACUAUAAUGUUCAUGAAAAUAGUUGGAUCAAAUCUGUUUAUGCUAUAAAAAAGAAAUGGGCGUCAUGUUAUAUGAAGGAAACAUUAACACCUGGCAUGAGAAGUACUCAAAUCAGUGAAAGUUUGAAUGCUCACUUCAAAUCUUGUAUGAAAUCAAAUGUGGGUAUAAUACAAUUUUUUAAACAUUUUGAACGAGUUGUUGAAGAGAAGAGAUGA